Coffea arabica (coffee) is the source of this 771-nucleotide messenger RNA. Lineage: Eukaryota; Viridiplantae; Streptophyta; Magnoliopsida; Gentianales; Rubiaceae. The record is from RefSeq and is a predicted model, not a curated record.
AUGGACGUUGUAGGCAGCGGAUUUGUUCUUCUCAUGAUACUGCCUAUUGCACCAGUUGCAGUAGCAGCAGCAAAGGAGUCUGCUGUGAAUUUAUUGGAAGCUGAAGCACUGCGCAAGAGUGGCUGGUGGGGAGACACUACUACUGCAACAAACGUCUCUGCCCAUUGCCAUUGGUUUGGUAUCAUUUGCAACGAUGCUGGUAGCGUUACCGAAAUACUACUUCCGGGCUACGGAAUUUACGAUUUGAGCCACAAUUCUUUUGGGGGUUCCAUCCCUCCAACUCUUGGCCACUUGUCCAAAUUAGUCUCCCUCAAUCUCAAUCAAAAUGGCUUUUACGGAGCCAUCCCACAUCAAAUAGCUGCACUCUCCAAACUCGCCUAUCUCAAUUUGUCUUCCAAUGGACUUGAAGGUGAGCUCCUGUCUUCAACUCUUGGACAAUUGUCCAACCUUGACUCCCUUGACCUCAGCAAUAACGACUUCAAUGGGACGAUUCCUUCAGCUCUUUUUAAUUUGACAAAUCUUUCCCUACUAUACAUUCACUCGAAUCCCGCAAUGGAAGGAUUUCUCCCAAAAGAAAUAGGAAAUUUGAAGAAUUUAGCUAACUUAGACUUUAGCGGCCUUAAUCUUUCAGGUGCCCUUCCUUCAGUCCUUUGCGGCCUAACCAAACUAGUCUCUCUUUCAGGUGCUAAGAAUCAAAUGCAUGGUUCCAUUCCCUCUGAAAUAGGAAAUUUGAGAUAUUUGGAAUAUCUCGAUCUUGGUCCAACCGGCUGA